Molecule: messenger RNA, 1548 nt
Organism: Coniosporium apollinis CBS 100218
Lineage: Eukaryota; Fungi; Ascomycota; Dothideomycetes
Exons: 5
Coding region: 1-1548 (515 amino acids)
Source: RefSeq, a predicted model, not a curated record
AUGAUGGCCUCCGCAUCGCCUCUCCUAACAUGGCGAACCACGAUCGCAUUUGCACUUGCGUUUCUGGGGGCAGGUCUUGCUCAGAACACCGACAAUGUCACAGAGCCUCUAUCUACGUUCAAAUCGAGACCUGAUAUCCUCGCCCCUGCGCUCAAUGUAUCUAUCCAGAAUUCAAGUCCCGAAGGAUUCGCGCCUGGCUACAUAUUUAUCGCGCCCUUUCAAGCAACCCAGACGGGGCCCUACAUCUACGACAAGUUCGGAAAUCUGAUAUGGAGCGGCUACGGCACGAUCGGACCGGGAAAUGUCCAUGAUUUCAAGGUCUGCUCUUACGGUGGAGCUGAUCACCUCUGCGCUUUUCAAGGCAAUCAGCGCCCCGGCUAUGCGCUCGGCCACGGCAUCAUCCUCGACGAAACAUACACAAUCGUCAAGACUGUACAGAUGGGAACAGGCGCAUCGUCAAUGGACAUGCAUGAGUUCAGUCUGAUCUCCGGGGGGGACACUGCGCUGGCCAUCUCGUACCAGCCUGCGCCGAUGGAUCUGACUGCAUAUGGUAUCACUUUUGGCCAAGGAUGGAUAAUGCAAGGCGUGUUUCAGGAGAUCAAUGUCACGAGUGGAGAAGUACUCUUCAGCUGGAGUUCUCUUGGCCACAUCCCUCCCCUGGCCUCCGGCGUGAUGCCCAACACAACAGACGUUUCUGGAACGGGUCUGACGCCCCAGUCACCGUGGGACUACUUCCACAUCAACUCCGUCGAAAAGUCCCCCUACAGCAGCGACUACCUGAUCUCCGUCCGGCACACCUCCUCCAUCUACCUAAUCGACAGCUCCACCGGCGCCGUCCUCUGGACACUGUCAUCCGACCCAUCCUCCACCUACGCCCUCCAAAACUUCAACUUCAGCUUCCAGCACGAUGCCCGCUUCCUCGCCGACAACAGCACCCACACCAUCCUCUCCCUCUUCGACAACGCCUCCAACGGCUUCACCCGCACCGCCACCGAGUCCUCAACCCUGCACAUCCUCCUCGAUCACACCCUCCGCACUGCCACCCUCCUCGCGCGCUACAUGGCCCCCGUCCCAGGCGGCCUCCUCUCCGACUCCCAGGCAAACUCCCAGACGCUGCCCAACGGCCACAUCUUCACAGGCUGGGGCUCCGUCGCCGCCGUCUCUGAAGUCCGCGCCGACGGUGAGCCGGUUCUGUUCGCGACGUUCGGCCGCUACCCCAUAAUGAACUACCGUGCCUACUCGUUCGAGUGGGUCGGCCGGCCCUUGACUGCCCCCUCGCUCGCGGCUUUCGCCCGGGAUACGGCUCCCGGGACGCCCAUGUCCAUCUAUGCGAGCUGGAACGGCGCGACGGAGGUGCGGGAGUGGGUCUUCCAUGGCAGCGCGGAGAGGGAGGCUGGGUUUACGGUAUUGGGGAGCGCGGCGUGGGAGGGGUUCGAGACGGAGUUUGUCGGGGCUGGGUUCAACGCGUGGGUGUAUGCGGAGGCCGUUGAUGGCGCGGGAACGGUAUUGGGCAGGAGUGCGACGGUGGGGACCGUUGUAUCGGGUUAG